Messenger RNA from Amphibalanus amphitrite, 1722 nucleotides. Its product is annotated as dnaJ homolog subfamily C member 1-like. The transcript has 3 exons. Gene Ontology annotation, cellular component: endomembrane system. The record is from RefSeq and is a predicted model, not a curated record. Bases 1 to 1272 code for a protein of 423 amino acids. NCBI's taxonomy places the organism in Eukaryota, Metazoa, Arthropoda, Thecostraca, Balanomorpha, Balanidae.
AUGAUUGCCGUGCUCGGACAGCUGGUGGCCGUCUACGAGGUGCUGCGUGAUCCAGGGCGCCGCCAAAUGUACGAUUCGUUCCUGGUGGAGGGAAUGCCCGACUGGCGCUCGGCACUCUACUACUACCGGCGCGCUAGGAAGAUGGGCAUGCUGGAGAUCGUCGUCAUCCUGUCCAUCAUCACGACGGUCGGACAGUACCUGAUCGCCUGGGCCGGCUACAAGGAGAGACGCUACGCAGUGGAAGAAGCUGUACGGACCAAAUUCAAGCGUGAACGAAAGCAAGGAAGGGACAUUGACUUUGACGUGCUGGUUGACCAGUACAUGACGGAGGUGAAGUCUCCCAGCUGGUGGAACACGCUACCGUUUCAAACGCUGCGCGCCGCCCGCUGGCUGGUGGUCUCAGCCCCGUUCGAGCUGGUCGACCGGGCUCGCUCCGAGUGCCGCCUACGCGAGCAGCGCCGGCUGGACGCCGAAAAGCGCGCGAGACAGCUGCAGGAGGAGCGGGACGAGCUGCAGCGGCAGCGCGACAAAAAGCGCGAGCUGAAAGAGCGCCGCCGCCAGCGGCUGCAAGAGUUGCAGCAGCAAGUAGCACCUUCAGUGGCCGAUCGGGCCGUGGUCUCGGGUGCGGCUGUGGCUGCGCGCACCUGGUCCACAGCGCGCUCCGGGCCCUGGACUGACGAAGACCUGGUGGAGCUGGCGCGGCUGGUGAAGCGCCACCCGGGCGGCACGCCCGAGCGAUGGCAGCUGAUCGCAGAGGCGCUGGAGCGCACCGUCACAGAGGUCACAAAGAUGGCUCGUAUUAUCCGUGACAAACCGCACAUGGUGCCGGUAUCGAGCAGCGCGCAGACGCACACGGCUGACGGCCAGCACGUGGACGACCGUGUGCUGGAGGUGCCGGCCGACCAGCCGCCUGCCGAGAGGCGUAAGGUGAAGACGCGCGCCGCGGACAACGCCGAGCAUUGCGCCUGGUCGCAAACCCAGCAAAAGGCGUUGGAGGUAGCGCUCGCCCACUACCACAAGGGAACGUCGGAGCGGUGGGACCGAGUCGCCAGAGCGGUACCCGGUAAAAACAAGGAGGAGUGCAUGCAACGCUUCAAAUACUUGGCCGACCUGCUCAAGAAGCGAAAAGAAACCGCUGCGAAGAAGUGCGAAGAAGAAAUGCGAUCGACCUUCCAAGACGCACAUCCUUUUAUUAACAUCGGUAUCGAUGCAGAGGCAUCGUCCAUUGGAGUUUCGGCUGCGCAACGAGGUACAGCUUCGGCCGACAGUUAGAACACAACGGACCGAGAGGUCUCUGCAGACACUCACUGAGUGGCCUCUGCAGACACUCACUGAGUGGCCUCUACUGGCCUCCCGUCAGCGGUCCUGUUUUACGGCCCGGCGCUGCAGUGCCAGCGCGCUGCGCUGUUCUACUGGUGCGGCGUUUGAGACGAAUUCGGCUCGACGCUCCAGCGUUACGAGCUCCAGCGUUACGAGCGUCCGAGUUUGUUGAUGUUUCCAUGGAAACCCAAUGCACCGCCAUGCGCAGCGCGCUGUAGCGCAGAGCCGUGAAACAGGGACAUGCUGUCGGUCUGCGCUGAUUGUUCUGCGCGGUGAGACCAACUCGGCGCAAUGCUUAUGCCAGCGGAGCAUAAUCCUUCACUGUUGUGAAUUUUGCUAUUCGGAGAGCCAUUUAAGAUGACUUUUUUGGAGGAACAGUGAAAAUAAAACCUAUUGCGCUUA